GCAGCAGCAGCGGCGGCGGCAGCGGCGCCGCCCGCGGUUCCCGCCGGGGCCCGGGCGCCGGCCCCUCUCUGCAGGAUGGGCACGGUGCUGUCUCUUUCCCCCGCCUCCUCGGCCAAGGGCCGGAGGCCCGGUGGGCUGCCGGAGGAGAAGAAGAAGGCACCGCCCGUGGGAGACGAGGCCCUGGGGGGCUACGGAGCGCCGCCAGUAGGCAAGAGCGGCAAAGGCGAGAGCCGGCUCAAACGGCCAUCCGUGCUCAUCUCGGCGCUCACCUGGAAGCGCCUGGUGGCCGCGUCUGCCAAGAAGAAGAAAGGCAGCAAGAAGGUGACGCCCAAGCCAGCGUCCACUGGCCCGGACCCCCUGGUCCAGCAACGCAACCGCGAGAACCUUCUCCGCAAGGGCCGGGAUCUCCCCGACGGCGGCGGUGCUACUAAGCCCCUGGCCGUGCCGGUGCCCACAGUGCCCGCGGCCGCCGCCACCUGCGAGCCGCCGUCGGGGGUCAGCGCUGUCGCCCCGCCGCCAGGCUCGGGAGGAGGAAAGCCACCGCCGCCACCCCCAGCCCCGCAGGCGGCGCCACCGGUGCCUGGAGGCUCGCCGCGGCGGGUCAUCGUGCAGGCGUCCACGGGCGAGCUGCUGCGCUGCCUGGGCGACUUCGUGUGUCGACGCUGCUACCGCCUCAAGGAGCUGAGCCCGGGCGAGCUGGUGGGUUGGUUCCGCGGAGUGGACCGCUCGCUGCUGCUGCAAGGCUGGCAAGACCAGGCCUUCAUUACGCCUGCCAACCUGGUGUUCGUGUACCUGCUGUGCCGCGAGUCGCUGCGUGGGGAUGAGUUGGCGUCGGCCGCGGAGCUGCAGGCCGCCUUCCUUACCUGCCUCUACCUCGCCUAUUCCUACAUGGGCAACGAGAUCUCCUACCCGCUCAAGCCCUUCCUCGUGGAGCCCGACAAGGAGCGCUUCUGGCAGCGCUGCCUUCGCCUCAUCCAGCGGCUCAGCCCGCAGAUGCUGCGGCUCAACGCCGACCCCCACUUCUUCACGCAGGUCUUUCAAGACCUCAAGAAUGAGGGCGAGGCCGCCGCCGGCGCCGGGGGUCCACCCAGUGGGGGAGCGCCCGCGGCCCCCACCUCCUCCUCGGCCGCCAGGGACAGCUGCGCGCCGGGAGCCAAGCACUGGACUAUGAACCUGGACCGCUAGGGAUACCCGAAGGCCGCGCCUGCCUCCCGCCCCAGCCCCUGACACACACUCGGAGCCCCCGGGACCAUCAAGCUGCCGCCGCUGUUACCGCCGCUCCAAGCCCCGGCCGGAGGAGCAGCCACCCUGCCCCGCAGUGGAAGGUGGAAGCCAGGAAGCCAGAGACUACAGCGUCUGGAUUUGCUGGGCGUAGGGUGGGGGUGGGGAUGAGCGCGGGAAGGGGAUCCCCCUACCUCAACCUUUCUGUCUACGCCCCCAUCUGUCCAACUCUGCCAGGGUCUCCCCUUUUCCUUCUCUGUGUGUAAGUCCAUCUUCCUCGGUUUUGUCCAUUUCCUCACUUUCUUCCUGUAUAUUCAUCUUCCCUCCUAUCUGCCUUUCCAUUUUACGUUCCUUGGGUGUGUAUUUCAGUCCCCACUUCACCUAUUUAUCUCUGCCCCCGUUUCUCUUUCUGCACCUGUGUCCCCAUCUCCCCUUCUUGUCUCUUUUUCCUCGCUCUUAGCAUGUGUCACCACCUUCCCCCCUGUCUGCCUCCCCCACCCCCCUGUCAGCUUGCAUUUAUUCCCCCCGACUGAGUCCCCAUACCCCUCUCCUAAGACCAAAAGGAACGUUAGUUCUUAAUUUGGAUCGACUGAGGUGCAGCGAGAAACUGCAGCCCCAGGGGCUCAGACAACCACCAGGAUGGCCCUUCACCCCACCCCCACUGCCUCUCUCUACCUUUCCAACGUGUUGCAUGCCGGGAGUUGGGGGGUGAAGGAUACUGACUACAGGAAGCUGACCUUUGGGAGCAAACUCUACCUAGGAGGCCACCCCGGCGGCAGCAGCGCCUCAGCGGAAGGAUGGGAAGAGACAGAAACUCUUCUUACUCAGGGGGAGGGGCACCCUCUUCCUCAUCCUUAGGUGUUUUUUUGUUUUCCCCUCUUUUAAUUUAUU
Messenger RNA from Molossus molossus (Pallas's mastiff bat), 2112 nucleotides. It is a transcript of the gene CDK5R2, whose product is annotated as cyclin dependent kinase 5 regulatory subunit 2. Gene Ontology annotation, molecular function: cyclin-dependent protein serine/threonine kinase activator activity; protein kinase binding. The transcript has a single exon. The coding region runs from base 76 to 1185 and encodes 369 amino acids. Gene Ontology annotation, biological process: activation of protein kinase activity; brain development; positive regulation of cyclin-dependent protein serine/threonine kinase activity. The record is from RefSeq and is a predicted model, not a curated record. Gene Ontology annotation, cellular component: cytoplasm; protein kinase 5 complex. Lineage: Eukaryota; Metazoa; Chordata; Mammalia; Chiroptera; Molossidae.